Sphaeroforma arctica JP610 is the source of this 311-nucleotide messenger RNA. RefSeq lists its product as hypothetical. The record is from RefSeq and is a predicted model, not a curated record. The annotation marks the transcript as partial. The transcript is spliced from 3 exons. Lineage: Eukaryota; Ichthyosporea; Ichthyophonida.
CGUGUGGUGUGCUGCUUCCCAUUUACCGGCGGAAAGGGACUCAGGGCCUUGUAGACUUCUCGGAGAAUUCCAUCUCCAACCUGGCCAACAAUAGCAACUAUUUGUGGGUGCCGUUUAUUUUCAUGUGGCUGAUCUCGUUCCUGCUGAUGUAUAUUCUGCACGUCAACUACAACAAACACCAGCAGAUGCACUACCAUUGGCUACAAUCCGGACAACCCCACGGCUACACCGUCGUGGUGCAGAGUGUUCCUGAACUCGAUCGCAACGACGACUCUCUCAGCAAGACGUUCAAUUUCAUCUUCCCUGGAUCG